CACUGCACGAAUUCCUCAGCGCUGCUCAAAUUUCCUGAAAUCUCAGACCUCUUUCGCUUUUCUGCAGGCUACAGACAAACACAUAUUCAGCGCCCACCUCGCAACAGACGCCCGAACUGAGCCUUAAAAAAUGAUGUUGCGAACUCUCCCCUUCCUCGUACUGUUGGUUUUAGCCCUCUGUCAAGCAGAGGAGGUGCAGAGUAAGAGUAAGGUGUGUGCCAAUGUGUUCUGUGGCGCAGGAAGAGAGUGUGCCGUUACAGAGAAGGGAGAGCCCAGCUGCCUGUGUAUAGAGAGCUGCAAGCCCCACAAGCGCUCCGUGUGUGGUAGUAAUGGUAAGACGUACCGCAACCACUGUGAGCUUCACCGGGACGCCUGUCUCACCGGCCUCAAGAUCCAGGUGGCCCACGAUGGACACUGCCAAGCCAAGAAAGCAGAACAAGUAGCUGCCAGCCCAGUUGUGUGUUAUGUAGCAGAUCGUAAUGAGCUGAGGCAUCGUGUGAUACAGUGGUUGCAGAACGAGGUGGUCCCAGAUGGCUGGUUUGUCAAGGGCUCCAACUUUACCGACAUCCUCCUCAAAUACUUUAAGAACUAUGACAAUGGUGAUUCCCAGCUGGACUCCUCCGAGCUCCUGAAGUUCAUCCAACACAAUGACUCCAACGUGGACUUGCAGUCAUACGCAGACCAGGAGAGCAACAAGCUGCUUAGAAGCCUGUGUGUGGAUGCCCUGAUCGAGCUGUCUGAUGAGAAUGCAGACUGGAAGCUGAGUUUUGAUGAAUUCCUCAACUGCCUAAAGCCCGGCUUCAACCCACCAGAGAAGAAGUGUGCCCUUGAGGAUGAGACAUAUGACGAUGGCUCCGAGACGCAGGUGGAGUGCAACCGUUGUGUGUGUGCCUGCGGAAACUGGGUCUGCACUGCAAUGACCUGUACCGACAAGACAGCGCUUGUGGAGGAGACCGGGGAGGCCGGUCAGGAGAUGACUGAGGAGGAGUGGGGCCUUCGUGUGGCCGAGCUCAACAAGCACCAGGAAACGGUGGAGAAGAUGAAAGUCAGCACAAAGGAGGAAUAAGAGGACUAAAGAAAGAGGCCUUUAAGGAAAAAGAGUGACCUCCCUCUUCCUCCAUACUUGAUGUACUUUAAGGCCCUGUGCUUUUGCUGAAUUCACUCGUUAAUUAUUAUACUGUCUUUAGUCUGUCUUUUUAUGGAUGUAUGUUAGAUGCAGGGGCAGUCAAGUGUAUUAUUGAGAGCUCUUUGUGUUUAAGUAAGUGCCGUCUUUGUUUUUGAAUUGUUGCAUCCCUGAACUAGAAAUGGGGACAUUUUGUAUUGUUAUAUAUAUUUUUUUUUUCUAUAAAAUUUAGAGAGUAUUUGUUGGUAUGGAAUUUGUUGGUAAAAUAGCAAGCAGCAUGUGGUUUAAAGUAUGGAUUUUCUGUGUGACCUGGACACCAUCAAAGAAACAAAAUCAGAUGUAUACACUGCAAAAAAAAUUGCCAAUGUAACAAGACAAUUUAACUAUAUUUGCUUGAAAUAAGUGAAAUUAUCCGCCAUUGGAACUAGAAAGACAAUAUGAUAUUCAAGGCAUAUAUAUUUUCUAAAAGCAAGCGGUAAAAUCUAGAUUGUUAAGAAAAAUAUAUCAAAUUUUAAGGAUGGUAGGGUUUUUAACCUGAAAAUAAGAUAAAUAUACUUGAUAAGCCAUAUCUUUUUUUGCAGUGUAGCCCUUCAAGACUGGUUAGAUAAGUGUUUAUCAAAACUCUGCUAGUGUCAUUUUGUAGGGGAAUGGAAUAAGAUGUCAUGCACUUGACUUUACGCUUCCGUGCUAACAGAACUGCCACAAUACUACUUGACCAAUGCACUUCUCCCUCUUUGACUAGCAGCAUAGCUUCAGGCCUUAGUGGACUGUCCCAUUUAGUUAGCAUGCUCUGCUUUUGACAAAUCUGUUGGCUUCUAUAUUCAGUUUUAUUAUAUGCUUGAGUUUGAAAUCAUUCAGCUCAUCUGCUGAAUUCAAUCAGCUCUCUUGGGUGCUUGUUUCAGAAACAAAGUGAUUGUCAUCUAAAUUUAAAGUCUCACAUAGAAUGUAGAAUAUAGACUAGGAUAAACAAGCCCAAAGCGCGGAGUUGUUCUGAGUACAGCAGGGAGAGAACUGAAACCAAAGCCUGAUGAUGACUAUAAUGUUGAAAUGUUGUACGAACCCCUCCAGGUAAAGCAUUACUCUGGACCCAGCAACAACACUAUACCUGUACGUGUUAAAGAUCAGUCAAAAGGAUUAGCCUCACUGUCCGCUAAUGUAGUUUAGAUGUAUCUCUAAGUCAGAGAACAUGCGUAUGUGAGAUUGUGUGUGUGUGUGUGUGUGUGUGUUUGUUUUUGGGAUGUAGGAGCUUUGUUGUUGAGAGUGAGCAGUAGUAUAUAGUGGUGAUUAUCCUAUUUGUUUUGUUAUUUUUUUAUUUGUCAAAAUCCCACUUUUGUUGAGGAUUAUUUUCGCUAUAUCAGUGCCUUAAAACUCAUGAACUAGCCUGCAGACAUGGAUUAUAGGAGUCUAUAAUCUUUUGUCCGGCAGCCUUUGAACCACGGCUGGUUAGAGUGUUCUGUAUACAUGACUCUGGGCCAAACUAUAUUUGGGAGAGUUUUGGUAACUUCAGCUGUGUGGUUUAGUCCUUUUUAAUAAACGUUUGUGCGGAAGUUGCAUAUCUAGUUACAAACUAGGCCUUUUUUAUUCGAAAGGGAAUGCAAAAUCUAUAAGGAGUAUGUAUGCCAAUAAAUGAAAACCCAUGCAGUGCUAA
Esox lucius (northern pike) is the source of this 2771-nucleotide messenger RNA. It is a transcript of the gene fstl1b, whose product is annotated as follistatin-like 1b. The coding region runs from base 131 to 1066 and encodes 311 amino acids. Gene Ontology annotation, biological process: multicellular organism development; cell differentiation; regulation of BMP signaling pathway. The record is from RefSeq and is a predicted model, not a curated record. Gene Ontology annotation, molecular function: calcium ion binding; protein binding. The transcript is spliced from 11 exons. NCBI's taxonomy places the organism in Eukaryota, Metazoa, Chordata, Actinopteri, Esociformes, Esocidae.